This is a messenger RNA of Ostrea edulis (European flat oyster), 5057 nucleotides long. RefSeq names its product DNA repair protein complementing XP-C cells homolog. Gene Ontology annotation, cellular component: XPC complex; nucleotide-excision repair factor 2 complex; cytoplasm. Gene Ontology annotation, molecular function: damaged DNA binding; single-stranded DNA binding. Gene Ontology annotation, biological process: mismatch repair; nucleotide-excision repair. Bases 464 to 4003 code for a protein of 1179 amino acids. The transcript is spliced from 21 exons. Lineage: Eukaryota; Metazoa; Mollusca; Bivalvia; Ostreida; Ostreidae. The record is from RefSeq and is a predicted model, not a curated record.
ACUAUAUGAAAAAAAAAAUACAGGGCAGUUUGGGAAUACUUCAUUUAAACAGCAAAUAUAUUUGUGAAUUGCACACAUUAACUAGCUGUUGAAAGGUGUUUGGAUCGUACGAAACAUGAAUGGUACAACCUAUCUAUAGAAUGAGUUUGUUUCAUAACGUAAAAAAAAAAAAAAAAAAUAAACAAAUGCACGUGGGAAUUUGGGCAGUGAGUAUUUAGAUUGAUCACAGCUUCUAUGAAAUUUGCAAUGAAGAUAUAGUGAUAUUGAAUAGAAAAUUAAAGUAAUUAGGGAUAACUUGUUGAAAUCAGUAUAUAUUGUCAGCGCGGAAGUCGUCUGAAGAUCACUCUCCGAGCCGGAGGUUCCCGCUCGUUUUCAGUUUCAUGCAAGCCAACGGCAACGUUUGUAAUUUUGUACCAGUGUUGAUUUGAUUUUGCCUUCCCGGUUUUAUAAAUUUUAAGGGAUUAUGGUAGCACGCAAACGCACACAAAGAACUGACAAGGCGACAGAAAGUAACAGAAUCACAGGUGACAAAGAUCGAUGUAAAAUCUCGUCAGGUGGUGAUGACGAUGACGUUUCUCCUCCGAAGGCGGAAAAGAUCGCGGGGAUUCCUGGAGACAAGGAUGCAGACAUGAUACAAACAGACGAGAAGCGGACGUCUGAUGUUAAAGGGAAAUCUAGGAAGAGGGCAGUCCCUUUAGUGGAUGCUGACAACAGCUCAAAGAAUAAAAGAAGUCGUUCAUCUCGGUCAGAAUUACAGGUGAUAAAGGAAGGUACUCGGGUUAGGAAGCAGAAACCAGGCGCUAGUAAAGCAGACCGAAAGCAAGCCCCAGACCCUAACAGAAAAACAAAUCAAAAGUCGAAAAAUGCCCCGGGUCCUGACAGUAAAACAGAUCAAAAGUUGAAAAAUGCCCCAGGCCCUGACAGUAAAACAGAUCAAAAAUCGAAAAAAGCCCCAGGCCCAAACAGUAAAGCAGAUCAAAAGUCAAAAAAUGCCCCAGGCCCUGACAGUAAAGCGGACCAAAAGUCAAAAAAUGCCCCAGGCCCUGACAGUAAAGCAGACCAAAAGUCAAAAAAGCGAAAAGGAGGCAAAAGUGAAGUUGACUUGAGUGUGCUCAAGAGAAGAUCAGGGAGAGGUAAUUACGUAAAAACGUCGAGCAGACCCGCUGUUAAAGAAACUGUUGAGAGCAGUGUGAGAGAUGAGGAGAAGACAGUAUUAAACACUGAGAUGUUAGAACUGUGUGAUUUGAAGACUGAUAAAGUUAAAGAAACAAGAUCAGAAGAUGUAGGUGUUCAGAUUGAUAAGGAUUAUGCUGAUGUAGGGGUGAUGUCCUCUAGUGAAUCGGACGAAGCAGAUGAUUUUGAACCUGUGAUAAAAAAGACGAAGGUCCAGUCAAAAACAGGUAGUGGAAAAGUGAGUGCUACUAUGGAUAGAAAAAGCAAGAUACUUUCAAAUUCAGACACAAAGAAGGCAAGUGAAAAAACCAAGAAAACAUGUCCAGGAAGGAAACGAGCAACAAAGGUCAAAGAAAUGAAACAGAGCAGUGAAAAUAAAAGUCAUCAUGACAACAAGGGCAUGUCCAAGAGGAGAGGCAUCCCCAAAUCAAAGGAGUCAUCUGAUAAUUCCACAGGUGAAUCUCGCAAAUCUGCCACAACAAGCCAGAAGAACAUCGACCAUUUAAAUGUGAUGUCUGUGUUACUCCACAUGGAAGGAGGGAGGGAGGUGCCAGGCUCCUCGGGGACAGUUCCUGGAGGUCAGCUGAGCGAGGGAGAGACUGACAAAGACAGUGAGGAAGAAUCAGACUGGGAGGAGGUCAAAGAUUUUGAAGGGAGCCCAGUGAAGUCCCAGAUCCCCACAGAUCCCGUGGAAGUCAUUCUAGAGGCCCCUAACAUCCUCAAGAAAAGGAAAAAGAGAGAAUUUGAUUGGAAAGCAUACGUUCAGAGACAAAUCAAUAGAUUCAACAAAACUCUGAGAGAAGACAUCCAUAAGGUACAUGUGAUGUGUUUACUGAUGAGGGGGCGGUACCUUAAUCAGAUGUGUAAUGAUCUGCUUCUAAGGGGUGUGGCUCUAUCCCUCCUACCUCAGGAAUUUUCCUCGGUCCCACCAAGAAAGUACGAUGUUACGACACACACACGCCUCGUGAACUGGUACAAAGGGACUAUUAUCAUUGAUCCAAGUAUCGCUGUAACAGAUGAUCACAAAUCUAAUCUGACUCCUGAGACUAUUGUAAGGAGAGUGGAAGACAGAAAAGUGAACAGUCGACUGGAGUUUGUUUUGUUCUACCUCGUCACACUGAGAUGUUUAGGAGUCCACUCUAGACUGGUUACAUCUCUACAGCCUCUUCCGCUCAAAAACUCCAAGCAGGGAGAUCUUAAAGAUGACUGUAAAAAAAUAAACAUAAAGGGAAACCCGGCAGCAAUCAAGAAAGCCAAGAAACCCAACUCCAAGGUCAAACCCGCAGGACAGGCGAAAGUGGAGAAAAGGUCCAAGGACAAGACAGACAAACGGGAUAGAGAUCACACAGAAAAAACAUCCAAGUCAGGAGCACAAGGGACCUCAAAAACUCUCAAAACCAAAAGCAAGAAUCUCAGGAAGCGAGGCUCCAAAGUGAGGCCAGAGAGUUAUCACGACAACAGCGACCUUGAAGACUCAGGAGAUGACUUUGAGCCAGAGGAGGAUGGUUGUAGUGGAGGAAGAAAGAGGAAGACUUCAGAUAGCUCACUCAAGAUCAAUGAAUCUCCAGACAGGUCAGAGGAAGACUUUGAGGAAGAAACCCAAACAUUUAGGAGCCCACUCAGAAAGUCAAUCUCAGGAAAGAAGAAAAACCAAAAGAUUUUAUCUUCAGACUCUGAGAAUGAUGCCCAGCUGCUUAAUCAAAGUUGUGAUGAAUGGGUGGAGGUGUAUAUUGACCAGGAGAGCUCGUGGAUAUGUAUUGACUGUCUGAGGGGACAUAUAAAUCGUCCGUACCGUAUAGAAAGUGCUGCCACCCAACCUGUGCAUUAUGUAGUGGCAUACAGUGAAGGGGGGAAAUGGAAAGACGUAACAGCGAGGUAUGCUUCUAAGUGGAUGACGGAGACCAGAAAGCUGAGGGUGGAUCCUGAGUGGUGGGAGGAGACACUUAGUGUGUAUAGGGACAAGGAGGACGAAGUGGAAGAUGAGGAAAUUAAAGCUAGCCUGAUGAAGCGCCCAUUACCUACCAGUGUGUCUGAUUAUAAGAGCCACCCCCUGUAUGCGCUUAGGAGACAUUUACUGAAGUUUGAGGCUAUCUAUCCAGAAACAGCUGCCCCGCUUGGCUACAUAAGAGGAGAACCAGUUUAUGCUAGAGAAUGUGUGCAUGAGUUACACUCACGGGAGAAUUGGCUAAAGGAGGGAAGAGCAGUUCGGAUUGGAGAAGAGGCUUACAAGAUGGUGAAGUCCAGAGCCAAGUGGAAUAAGCCCAAGCUUGAUCCGGAUGCCCUGGAUUUGGAGUUGUUCGGAUUCUGGCAGACAGAUGUGUACAUUCCUCCUCCGGCUGUAGAUGGCAAAGUUCCCAGGAAUGCCUAUGGAAAUGUGGAGUUGUUCAAAUCUUCAAUGUUACCUGCUGGAACAGUACACCUCAAAGUGGUUGGUUUAAACAAGGUGGCAAAGAAGUUAGAUAUAGACUGUGUACCUGCCAUGGUGGGUUGGGAUUCUCAUUGUGGAUUUUCCCAUCCAGUUUUGGAGGGGUUUGUUGUGUGUGAGGAACAUAAAGACAUUCUCCUGGCAGCCUGGGAUGAAGAGCAGGAAAUCCAGAAGCAAAAAGAGGCUGAGAAAAAAGAGAAGAGGGCCCUAGGAAACUGGAAGCUGUUAAUUAAAGGGCUGUUAAUCAAGGAAAGGAUAAAGAAACGUUUUAACCUGGUAGACAAGGAAGAGAAACAAGAGAUGAAAGUGAAGCAAAAAGGAAAGAAAGCAACUGAUGCAGAAAAGUCCUGGCCACGAAAACAGCAGGAGGCCGAAAAAUUGUCUCAUAGUCAAGAAACCAUGUGAAAUGGAUAUUUACAACUUUUAAAUUAAUUUCUUAGAAGUACAAGUUUUGUCUUACAGCCAUAAGGCUCAUAUCCUAUAGUCACAAGGUUCAUAUCCUGCAACCACGAGGUUUAUAUAUGUUACCAUGAGGUCCACAUCCUACAACCACAAGGUUCACAUCCUAUAACCACAAGGUUCACAUCCUACAACCACAAGGUUCACAUCCUACAACCACAAGGUUCACAUCCUACAACCACGAGGUUUAUAUAUGCUACCAUGAGGUUUACAUCUUAUAACCACAAGGUUCACAUCUUACGACCACGGGAUUCAUAUUCUGUUACAAGAAUUGUUUAUAAUCCAAACGUUGUUUUCUUUACAUCCUGAUACUGAUGAACAAUUGUUAAUUGAGAUAGAACUGAAGGCAGAGAGCAAAAGAAUCAAAAUGAUACCUGUGUUCAAGUCAAAUAAUCUGCCACAAUCUUUAUUGUGUAUAAUAUGAAUAUACAUUGAUAUGUAAAGUGGUAUUUAAUGGUUUUUUUUUUAUCUCGCUCAAUUGACAUACAUGUACAUUAGCAACAGAAGUAGAUACAAAAGAAUAUGAAUGUAUAUAAGCAUAUAUAUACAUGUGUGUGUAUAUAUAUAUAUAUAUAUAUAUCAUCAUUUUCUUUUUAUGAGAGGGAGAGAGAGAGAAAGGGAGAGAGAGAGAGAGAGAGGAGGGAGUCAGUUGACUACACUGGUAUUUAAUGUUUAUGAAAUGGGGAAACUUUUUUCAGUAAAGCAUGCAGUUUAGUAGGAUGGGUGGUUAUUUCUAAAUUUCGAUUUAAUGUGGUUUCUUUUUUUUCAAAAUGAGAUGCUGGCAUCUAAAUAUUAAUUUAGGCAGUAUGUGUUUUUCUUUUCUUUUUGUAUGUGUGUAUCUUUUAAUCUCUAUUGUAUGAGAAACCAUUGCUCGGUCUAUGGGAAUCCAUCUAUGAGAAUCGUAAUAUAUUGGACUGGGUUUAGAGAGAUUGUUUUAAAGUGCACUGUUUUUGUGGUGAAUUAUUAAAAGAGGCAUCAAUAAAAAUGGAACACAGAAGUA